AUGGACCUAUUUCGGAAGAUCAACGACAUACUAGAGGCGGCUGAUGCUGAGGAGGCCGAGAGGAGAAGCCCUACAGGAGCUGCCAGCAGCGAUGACAAUCGGGUACUACAGCUACCGACGACGUACACGAUCAGUGGUUCUCAGGAUUUCAAUAGAGGCCGUUCGGUGCAUCCGAGGGCGAGUGGCGAGGUUAGGUCAGAUAGUGGAAUGAGUUGGGCUGCUGCAGCGGCUGGGGGGUCCUCCUGGGUUAAGGGCCUCUCCAAUCGAGCUAGUGCGGCCCUACAGAACAUCGCAACUCCCCCACGAGGUCCUCCUACGUCGACGGAGCAUGUAUCUCUCGGGGCUUACCGACGAUCGUCUCCCGAGCCCUCAAGGGUGGUACCUGACGAUCUCUUCGGAGGAGGGGCGGCAGGGGAUGCUAAUGACGACCUGCUGGUAUGGGAGAGCGAGGCGGCGACCUCAACGUGGAAGCCGAGGGGUCAGCAACUGGCAGGGGGGCCCUUCCCCAGUCCUCCCACUGCUAUCACCCCGAGCGAUGUUUUCAGUGAUGCCACCGCCAAGGCUGGUAGAGCUAUAUCGGAGGAAGAGGAGGGGAGUGAUGAGGGCUCGGCGGGGGUCAAGGAGGAACCAUUACCACCACCACAGGCUCCUUCUGGGGAAGCAUUGCCGCUACCAGGAGCUCCUACUAAGGAAGCAUUACCGUCACCACAGACUCCUACUGAGGAAGCAUUACCGUCACCACAGACUCCUACUGAGGAAGCAUUACCGUCACCACAGACUCCUACUGAGGAAGCAUUACCGUCACCACAGACUCCUACUGAGGGAGCAUUACCGUCACCACAGACUCCUACUGAGGAAGCAUUACCGUCACCACAGACUCCUACUGAGGAAGCAUUACCGUCACCACAGACUCCUACUGAGGGAGCAUUACCGUCACCACAGACUCCUACUGAGGAAGCAUUACCGUCACCACAGACUCCUACUGAGCGGCCACUACCGCCAUCACAGGCUCCCACUGGGAAACUAUCAUCGUCCCGAGAAGCUCCUAUUGAGGAACCAUUGCUGUCACUAGAAGUUGCUACUGGAGAACCAUUGCUGUCACCAGAAGUUGCUACUAGGGAACCGUUACCAUCACUACAGGUUCCAACUGAGGAGACACCACCGCCACCACAGGCUCUCACUGAUCAGCCACCACCGCCACCACAAGAUCUCACUGGGGAACCAUUGCCGUCGCGAGAAGCUCCCACUGAGGAACCAUUACCGUCACCAAGGACUGACACUGAGAAACCAUUACCACCACUACAGGUUCCCACUGGGGAACUUUUAUCGUCACCAGAGGCUCCCACUGAGGAACCCCUACCGCCACCACAGGCUCCCACUAUGCCAUCGACUCUGUUAUCGGGGCAGGCCAUGGACACAUCUCAAUCUGAGGCUAGCGGCAACCCUCCUCAUGCCGAGUUGCUGGAGGAUGGUGAAUCUACGAUGGCUGCCGUCGGUGGUGGCGAGACGACAGUACAGGCUGAUGACGGACGUAGGGUGGUUACAUCCAGUCCGCAUUACCAUGAGGUGGGGGAAGAAGGAGGAGGAGGAGGCGAGUCACCUCUGCCUCCCCCAGCAAUACCCGACACCACCGACGAGAGCCUUUCUCUAUCUACUACUCCUCGGUUGUCGGAGACCUCUAAGGAAAGGGCUGAUAGUAGCAAUGGUGGCAGUAGCGGCUCAGCAGCCUCAUCACCACACGCCGGGGAUACGGAAGGCAGUCGAGCUGUCGUUGUGGAGGGGAGUGGCGGCUCCUCUGGGGAGUCGGGUAGUAGUAGGGUGGUAGUGGAACCCAACGCGAGGAUGUUAGUGGAGAAGGCCGAGAGACUCGAGACGUUGCUGUUGGAAUCAUCAUCGAAAGUCGGUGACCUUGAGAAGGCUCUCGAAUUGAAAGAAGAGGAGCUGCGGGAUAUGCAGCGGACAUACUCAGAGGAGAUUGCGAAGGCGGUGGGCCGCGGGGACGGGUCGUUGCAGAGUCUCCGUAGAGAAAUGCAGAAAUUACGGCAGAGAUGUGCUGAUCUUCAGGAGGAGGUAAGGGAGCAUAAGAAGGGGUCGGAGAGGGACGUGGAGGCGGCCAGGCAGGAGAUGGAGGGGGAGUUGGCGCUGUUGUUGGGCCAGAAGGAGUCGUCUAUUGCGGAUCUCAAGGCGAAGUUAGCGGCUGAGAGGAGCCGCUCGUCUCAGCUUGAAAAAGAUCUUACUACCACCUGUAUGCAGCUUAAAGAGAAGGACGCCUCGUCUACCACUGAGCUCACUACCCUUCGUCGACAGCUCCACGACUACUCCCAGAGCAAUACUGAGUUGAAGAACGCAUACGCUAACGCCAACGCAGAGGUGGAGAGGAUGUCGUCCGCGAUGGCCAGUGGUGGGAGGCGAACUGAGGAGCUGGAGAAGGCGGUGGCGGCUGCAGAACUGAGGGCCGAGAAUGCUUCUACCGAAUCUGCCAAGCUCGCCCAGCAAGUGUUUGAGUUGCAGUCAAACCUUCACGAGAAGGACCUGGCAGCGUCAACAUCAGAGGCGAUCGAGUCGGCCAAGAGAAGGGUAACUGAGCUGGAGGACACUCUGAGGAAGAGAGAGCAGAGGAUUGAGGAGGUAGAGGAUGAGCUGCGGCAGACCAAGGCUUGGGCGGAGAGCGAUAAGGAGAGGUUCACCACUCGUAUAUCAGGAUUGGAGUCGGACCUAGCCUCAGCCAGAACUGCUUUAGAGCAGCAGUCGUCAUCACCUCCUACUACUGACUUACAGGAAACUAUAACACGUCUACAGAAGGGUAUGACUCAGGCGGCCCAGGGUCACAUGCGGGAAGUGGAAGUCCUCCAGAGACGGAUAUCUGAGAAGGAUCGGCGUAUUGAGGCUCUGGUGUGCGAGGUUAACACCUACCGUAAUGACCAACAGCAGGAGUCAUCAUCGUAUAAGUCGGGACGUAGCGAUAUCGAGUUGGGGGAGAUGUCCCCUAGUGGAACUCCGAGAGUGGGCCGGAACAAGCGAAUACGAGACGGUAUGGUGGAAUUGCGAGCUCAUGGGAGAUCUCCCAUCCUUAAGGUCGUCAAUGAGAUAGAUACAGUUGCCCGAGGAGCGGUUCGGCAGCUCGUACGCUCACCCUUUGCCCGAGUGCUCCUCCUUCUCUAUACUGUAGCGUUACAUGUUUGGGUUUUACUCAUUCUGCAGUGGUCCCUUCGGGAGAGUCACACCGCUGCAGCUCCCGAGCAGUAGUAGUAACAUUUUGGAGUCAGUUGUGGUAU
This is a messenger RNA of Perkinsus marinus ATCC 50983, 3275 nucleotides long. Its product is annotated as Tyrosine-protein phosphatase non-receptor type, putative. NCBI's taxonomy places the organism in Eukaryota, Perkinsozoa, Perkinsida, Perkinsidae. The transcript has 15 exons. Gene Ontology annotation, cellular component: Golgi membrane; Golgi cisterna. Gene Ontology annotation, biological process: retrograde transport, vesicle recycling within Golgi; Golgi organization. The record is from RefSeq and is a predicted model, not a curated record. The coding region runs from base 1 to 3246 and encodes 1081 amino acids.